GGCAGCCAGCUUGAAUGAAGACGGGAAAAACAGAGGAACGCUUUCGGCGGAUAAAGAUUUAAUCUGGUGACUUGAAUUACUUCGAAGAAUCCUAGAAAAUCUAUCUCUUUGUGAUUUACUAUCGAAGAAGAUUUACACCGGGCAAGUGCAAACUGAGAAAUUGGGAAGAUUAGUCGAUCAAUCGACUCCAGCGAGCUUCGAUUCUGUUGUUGGUUUGAGCGCGACGGGAAUCGAAUUCAAUCGAACACUCGUAAGGAAAGAAGAUCGCUUUCUGGCAGAUAACACAGCCACACGAAACAAAUAAACGACAGAAACGACUUUUUGUAAGUAUAAUUUAAUUUACUAACGUAUAAACAGCCAAAAGCGACUUAUUUAUUAGAAUAAAGGUUUAGACAAGCUCGAAUCCGGAAUUAGCAUCCAUUCGUAAUAUUUUAAUCAUUUACUUGCAACGUCGGAUUCAAUGCUGUUUACAUCAUCUGAAUUCGCAAUCGACCGAGAAAGCAUGGAUUCCUUUCGAAGCAGUUACAAAUAUAGCGAUCUAAGAAAUUGAAUAAACUGAAUUCGGAGAUGUUUUUAAUACCAGAAACAGAGGGAAGUCGCUUUCGAAGCGGUAAUUUUGGAUCGAAAGUCUAUAUCUAUUGAUUUACAUAAAAGAAAGCUUUCGCUUUCCUUCAAAGACAAAUCAAGUGACAGUUUUUAAUUUCUUAUGUUUCCGUGAGUUCUUUUUGUUUUGUAGUUUCUGAGUUUUCUUGGCCCUCGUAAUAUAAAGGCGUGCUUUCCUUUACAGCCCUUCAAUGCUUUUUCGAAACCUCCGACUCGUACUAUACUUGACGGUAUAAGUUACACUUAGUUAAUUUUGGCUAAAAUCCACCGUGGCUUAAGGGGCGGACAGUGUCAUAGAGUUUAUUAAAUUUCGUGGUCUAAAAUGUGCCGACUUAUAAUUCAAUCUUUCUCGAACUAGAGUUGCUUCUAGAUUACCAGUAAAAUGAAAUUAGCAGUGUAAGUAAAUUAAAAUUUCUGAAGAGAGAAUUUAGGCGCAAUGGGUCACAGUAGUAUUGGGGUAAGUAUUCAAAAGAGAAAGCUGGUCACUUUCUAUUAAAAGGGGGAUAAUUAAUUUUUGCCGAGAUAAUGUGUGAUAAAGAUCGUAACGGGAGGCAGAGGCUGGAAAGUGGUAAGUUUCAAAUUAUGGCCCGAAAGUGUUCACGUACUUUCAGUGAAGUGUUUGUUGCAAGAAAAGCAAGUUUGACUUUACCGUCCAAACAAUAAUAAUACGGUAUACAAAGUGACUGUAUUGCAUUAAAGUUACAAAUUACUUUUUUAUGUCAAAAAAAUCAACUUGGCAAGACGUCACAUUUGUGAAAUAAAGUUUAACCGGAUUUAAAAUACCUGAAAUAAAAUGGCACCGCCGGACUGUAGACAAAGGUCAAAUCGCGUCGACCAACCUCUCAGUGAACUAAGGAUAUUUGCAGAGGAAGCUUCUGAUAGCCUACUCUGCUACCGCAGGGUGCUGAUAGCGGGGAGGGAAACUCUUAAUGUACUUAGUCGAAUAAGAAACUUAAGCAAAUGUCCAAUCACCCAAAAACAGCACCCUAGUAAUGGAAAACGUGUAGUUCAUUUCCAUAGGUACCACCUAAAAAAUCCAAAAUUUAUGCUUCACCAAUUCUUUUAUGGUCAACAGCCACGAUGGCUAUAAUGGAUGCACAAUAAUCCCAUUUAGGCUGUAAAGCCUGUGGUCCUUUCAGUGCAGCAAGUGGUGUCAGAUCUUCUGGCAUUCUCUUCUCUUGAAAUGCGUUCCAGAAGGAUCAUUCCUAAGUCAAACGCUUUAAACCAGACGCCUUACAUAAGAGGAUUUCGUCUUUUCCAACCGUACGGUCGUCAACAUAUUGCAGGAGUAAAACACCUCUAUAUAGACACCAAAGGGACAGAACCAAGUGUCCGCUUUACGGAGGUGUCCGUAUUAUAGAGGUAGGGAAUGUAUGAUUUUUGGCAUUUCUGGGACCAAACGAACUUUCCGUAAUAGAGAGGUGUCCGUAAGGAGAGGUUAGACUGUAACACGUGCUCAAUUUUUUCUCAACAGCCUAAGGACGGUUGCCAUGGCGACAGCCGAUUCCCACACAAGUACGAUGACCCUAGGGGAGGGGGAGAAGAGUACUGUUGUUCACAUUGAGGUGACCCCCCAACAACAGCAACAGGCAAUGGUCUCAAAACCUUUGGAAGCGGCAAGUAUGGAAGACGCUGGGGGAACAGUGAACUCGUCACGGUGGUCUGAUACAGAAACAAUGACACUGUUGAGUUUAUGGAGGGCAAAUUACCGUUUGAUCAAAGGCAAGAAACGGAACUACCAAGAGUGGAAUAUGAUCGCUAGAGAAUUUAACCGGCGGGUCGCUCAUUGCUCACUAGGUCCCAGAACAGGCAAUCAGUGUAAAGUACGAAUAAAGAAUCUGCUGGCAGAAUACAACAGAACAAAGGACCAACUGCCACAUUCAUUUCCAUAUCACGAUAUCUUAAAGGAAAUUAUUGCCAACAAAGGAGCGCCAUUUAAUCACGAUGAUGUAGUGCGAAUCAACAUUCCAUUGGAAAUGUGUGAUGCCAGUAUGAGUUCAGCAACGGUUGUUACCGCUUCCCCUGCUGCAAGUCUGAUUACACUGCCACCAGAUAACACCACACCCAAAGCCUUGCGCCCCAUCGCACCAGCACCCCCGAUCACGCCCCUGAAUGCCCCCAUAGCCAAUCACGUGGGGCAGGUACAGAUGCAGGUGUACACAGAGGGCACCACACCCACACCGGGGCUCACAGCAUCUCAGAAUGCUCCCAGCGACGAAGAAUCAUCUGAAGAAGACAGCCCCUUGGAAGAGACGCUAGUAUCGGGCGUUAAAAGACCUCACUGGCACAACACACUCAGUGAUUUCUUACCUACCCGGAAAAAGCCCAGGAAGAACCCAAGACCAGUGAAAAUGACUCAAAGUAGGCAAGACGAUCUCAGCAUGAUCGCUAUUUUGCGGGAAUUUUUAGAAGACAGCCGCAAAAGGGAGGAGGAUUUGUUCAAGAGAAUUCUGCAGCAGCAGUUAGAAGCGGAAAGUAGAUACCAACAAUUUACGCUCGAUGUGCUC
Porites evermanni is the source of this 3110-nucleotide messenger RNA. The record is from the annotation of a GenBank genome assembly. NCBI's taxonomy places the organism in Eukaryota, Metazoa, Cnidaria, Anthozoa, Scleractinia, Poritidae.